Messenger RNA from Tarenaya hassleriana, 668 nucleotides. RefSeq lists its product as uncharacterized. The record is from RefSeq and is a predicted model, not a curated record. The transcript has 4 exons. Bases 80 to 502 code for a protein of 140 amino acids. Lineage: Eukaryota; Viridiplantae; Streptophyta; Magnoliopsida; Brassicales; Cleomaceae.
AUUUCGAGUUUGUCAGGCUCGAAAUCGCGAUCGUCCUCGUCGUUGUCGUCUUCUUCGCCCGGUGGUUACCGGAGAAGAAAUGUGGGCGAUUCAGAGGACAAUUUGCAGGAGAAUCCAUGGAAUAGUUGAUGUUACUGUUCCAAAACUCUCAAGCUUCUCUGUAGUGUCGCCCAAGAACGUGGAGGUGGAGUAUGCAGAUGGGAGCAAGUUCAUUUUUUCUGCUGAGUUUCUGAGGAUCCACAGUCCAGCUGCUGACGGCAAGGUCAGAUCAAUUGGAGGCGAGAAGGUGAUAGCUGGACGGCGAUAUGUGGGCAUCAUGUCUGCAGAGCCAGUGGGAAACUAUGGGGUAAGGUUAGUUUUCGAUGAUCUGCACAGGACGGGGAUAUACCCGUGGGAUUACUUCCACGAGCUCGGGAGCAACAAGUUUGCCCUCAUGAGAAACUACAUAAAGACGCUGAAAAAACACGGUCUGAUCCGUGAUCCACCUCCAAGAAGAAGAUGAUUCUGAUAUUUUCCAGACAAAACAGAGACUGAAAGCUAAAUUCUGCCCUGCUUUGGUUGGUUCCUUUGAUCCUUGGAAGCUUUUUUUUAAUUUUUAUGUGCACUACUUGUCUGUAACCUUGUCGAGUAUCAGUUAAAUAAAAAUUGUCUGAAAGUUUUAGGCUUCC